AUGAAAGGCAGGGUGCAAAAGGAGCGCUGUAAAUGGAUGUUAAUGGAGCAGAAUUCUGUUGUACUUACGAAAGUUUGGUACUUGCGCUUUGAUGUGGGUCGUUUAGAGGGAAGAUCUUUGGAGGUUUCCCAUUUGCUCUUUGCGGACGACACUUUAAUUUUUUGUGAUGCUGAUUUGGAUCAGGUUUUGUUUCUCUGUAUGAUUCUCAUUUGGUUUGAGGUGGUUUCUGGUCUGAAGAUAAAUUUGGGCAAGUCAGAGCUGGUUCCUAUUGGUAUGGUGCAUAAUCUUGACUUAUUGUUGAAUCUCCUUGGUUGUAAACAAGGUACCCUUCCAAUGAAAUAUUUAGGACUUCCUAUGGGAGCUAAAUGUAAGGAUAAGUUAAUUUGGAACCCAAUUUUGGAGAAGAUAGAACGGAGAUUAGCAGGAUGGAAAUGUUUAAUUGAGAAACUUCAGAGGGAUUUUUUAUGGGGUGGCAUUGGUGAUGAAUCAAAAUUCCAUUUGGUCAAAUGGUCUACUGUUUGCACUCCCAUUGCUUCGGGUGGUUUGGGGAUAAGAAAGGUAAGACUUUUUAAUGAAGCUCUGCUUGGGAAGUGGCUAUGGAGAUUUGGGAUGGAGAGGGAUGCUCUUUGGAGGCAAAUGAUAGCCGUGAAAUAUGGUUGUGAAUAG
Messenger RNA from Quercus lobata, 666 nucleotides. RefSeq lists its product as uncharacterized. The transcript has 4 exons. NCBI's taxonomy places the organism in Eukaryota, Viridiplantae, Streptophyta, Magnoliopsida, Fagales, Fagaceae. The record is from RefSeq and is a predicted model, not a curated record. Bases 1 to 666 code for a protein of 221 amino acids.